Messenger RNA from Pogona vitticeps (central bearded dragon), 2858 nucleotides. RefSeq names its product Meis homeobox 3 (gene MEIS3). Gene Ontology annotation, biological process: regulation of DNA-templated transcription. Gene Ontology annotation, molecular function: DNA binding. NCBI's taxonomy places the organism in Eukaryota, Metazoa, Chordata, Lepidosauria, Squamata, Agamidae. The record is from RefSeq and is a predicted model, not a curated record.
AUUCCUCGGGUCCCUCUUCUUCUCCCCCACCCGCCCCCUCCCCAAAAAAAGGAGCCUUUUUCCCUUCCCCGCAUCUUGCUGCUUUGCUACAAUUGGAAUCACAACCAGGGAGGGGGGGAGGGCACAGAGGAAAAGGGGGGGGCCCUGAUGUCCAUGUUUUAAAGGACAAGAAGAAGCGAAAGGGGGGAAAAGAGGAAGGAGUGAGUGUUGUGUGUUGCGGAGAAAGGGUGCUCGUGGGGUUUAACCAUCACACCCCCGUCCCUCCCCUCCUCUCUAUCUCUCCCCCCCCCGAAAGCCCUUUCAAAGUACCACCGGGUUGUUGAUAUAUAUAUUUCCACCUACAAGAACCAUCAGUCUCUCCGCCGUUGAUGGACAGCUACGGCAGCCAAAAGGCGGAAGAAAGGGUCUCCUUGGGAGAAAGGAAAUACCGACAAGCAAGAAAAUAGCCAAGUCUUCUUCUCUCUUCUCUCCUCUCCCCCCCCACCCCCACCCCGCAACACAACCAUGAAGGGCUCUCUCUUACCGGCAUUUAACUAAGCUAGCCAGCGAGCGGAGGUUAGCGGGUUUAGAAAGACCCCUGGAAUAUUUAAUUUCUAAAUAUUUUUCAAUUCUUGGUCCUUUCACUCCUGAGCAAUCCACAGAAUCCUCACCCCUUUCUGGUGGAGGAAAAAAAAAAGAGUUUAUUUUUAAUUUUAAUUUUUUUAUUUAAAAAAAAACUAUUUGCAACAGUUUUUCCACCACCCCCUCUCUCUCUCUGUGGAUCCGGGUGGGCUUAGUAAAGGGGCCCAAAAUGGGUCAAGAUCGCCUCUUUGGAAAAAGCUGAAGCUUUCCUGCCGCCCCCCACCCCCAGGAGCCGCCUCCCCCCCGGGGGGGAGAAGCCACGAGGACAAGGAGCCCUGGAGAAAAAAGUUCUGAGCAUCUGAUGGCACAAAGGUACGAUGAAUUGGUACAUUACGCCGGAAUGGACGGGGUCUCUCUGCCGGCCUUUGGAGAUCCGCACACCGGCCGGAGUCUGCAACAUCACGCUUUAAACCAGGCGUCCCCUUAUGGAUCCACAGGGGUCAACCACCGGCCCGGGUUACCCCCGGCUCUGGGCGCCAACGACGCCUUGAAGAGGGAGAAAGACGAGAUCUAUGGGCACCCCCUGUUCCCACUGCUGGCCCUGGUCUUUGAGAAAUGUGAACUGGCAACCUGCUCUCCAAGGGAUACGUCUGGCUCUUACCCGGGAGGAGACGUCUGCUCGUCGGAUUCGUUCAACGAGGACAUUGCCGUCUUUGCCAAACAGGUUAGGACAGAAAAACCUUUAUUUUCUUCCAACCCUGAGCUGGAUAAUUUGAUGAUACAGGCCAUCCAGGUUCUGCGGUUCCACCUUCUUGAAUUGGAAAAGGUCCAUGACCUUUGUGACAAUUUCUGCCACCGUUACAUCACCUGUCUCAAGGGGAAGAUGCCCAUUGACCUGGUGAUCGACGACCGAGACGGGGGGUCCAAAUCCGAUCUGGAAGAUUUUGGUGGAUCGUGCGCCAGCCUCUCUGACCAGAACAAUUCCUGGAUCCGGGAUCACGAUGAAACAGGAUCGACGCACUCGGGCACUCCGGGCCCCUCUAGUGGCGGGAUUGCAUCGCAAAGUGGAGAUAACUCUAGUGAACAAGGAGACUGUCUAGACAACAGCGUGGCCUCCCCCAGCACAGGAGACGAUGACGACUUAGACCGCGACAAAAAGCGGAACAAGAAACGAGGGAUUUUCCCCAAAGUGGCCACAAACAUCAUGCGUGCAUGGCUAUUCCAACAUUUGUCGCCCCCUUAUCCCUCAGAAGAACAGAAGAAACAAUUAGCUCAGGAUACGGGGCUGACGAUCUUACAAGUGAAUAAUUGGUUUAUUAAUGCCCGGCGGCGCAUCGUUCAGCCUAUGAUAGACCAAUCAAAUCGCACAGGUCAGGGUGCACCGUAUAGCCCCGAUGGGCAGCCGAUGGGGGGCUAUGUCAUGGAUGGGCAGCAGCACAUGGCGAUCCGUCCCCCAGGACCGAUGGGCAUGGCGAUGGGCAUGGAAGGGCAAUGGCACUACAUGUAAAGCCCUGCGCUCACGGCCGAUGCCAAAGGGGAAGGUUCCAGAUGAGGCGAGGCGUGCUGGGCAGUCACCCCUUCCUGCCGGGAUUACGGGGCGUGAGACUCAUGCCGCUUCUGGCAUGCCCUUCCUCCCGACUUCCCCUGUGCUCCUCAAGAACAUGCCACAGACUGUCCUCCCUCCAACCCCACCGCCACCCCCUAGGGCCACCGUCUGCACGGCCACCCUGGCCCAAGAGGCAAGCGACCUUGACCCGACUUGAAUGGACCGAGGCACAGAUGGAAGCACCCCGUCUUACCGUUCCUGCUCCUCCGCUCGCUCCUCGUUUUUCCCUCGCUCUUCGUCUGGCCGAAAGAAGAGCUGCCGAGAAACCACACCGCCCGCAUCUCGAGGGUUCGAAAUCUCCAGGGGUGCAUCGUCUGCUAAAGUCUAGGGACCGGUUGACGGAUCAUGAAGGGAACACUGGGCUUUGAGUGGAAACAAAUGCCCCCCCUUCCCUCCCCAUUAUUAAAAAGAAGGAAGGAGAUGGACUUUUGAAGGCCUUCUUGGAAAAAAAAAAGGAACACAGGGAGGGUAGAGGCUGAGGGUUUCACUUUUUAUUCAUUGGGGUCCCCUCUGUAUUUCCCCCACCUCACACACAGACCGCACCUCAGAGGGCCAAGCCAGCUACGGGCACGGCGUACCCCCUCCACGGACUCCCCUCCCCCAAAAAAAGAAACGAGACCACGCCAAUGUUUCAAGCAGGGUUUGUUUUGUUUGGUUUUGUUUUCCUUUCCGACGGUUUCUCGUCGUCCUC